CGGGUCGGGAAAAACUAUAACAGAAGUUCCACUCAGUAAUUCGGAAAAAUUAUACUCAUAGUGCACAGUGCAUUUUUGAAAAAUAAAAGUGCCCGAGUGGAAUGAGAACUUCGUCAGGAAAAGUGUGGACGAGGAGGGUUGGUUUGCUGGCUUUUCUUGCUUUAUGAUGACGACCGACUGACGACGACGACGACGACGAUGAGUUGCCUUUGCACCGCACUGUUGCUGCAGGGGGAUUGAGUGAACAGUGAACACCACAGCCAGCACCACUGUGUUAUGUCCAUAUGAACUGAAAAGUGCCUCAGCCUAUGCCUGUGCUGAUGAGUUUUAUGUUGAACGUUGGUCUUGGGUAUAUUAUAGAAAACCAAACCGAAACAACAACAACAAAAAAGAGCGAUACGAAAACGAUUGUCGACAAUGUGGAUUGUUGCGAUGAAAACAUUUCGUGUCCGAUGCUUGAUGUGAUCGUACGGUUCCGUAAAACGCCGCUCUCUUUUUGUACCCUCUCGAAAUUCAAUCCCAAUUCGAUAAAAUUUUCAAAAUAUUUUUUUUUUGUUACGAAAAUAAACAAAGUUUUUCAAAAAAUAUUUCGAUAACAACAAACGAAAAAGUGAAGUGAUACAUAAAAUUUAAACGAGAUUUGUCAGCAACUGUCAUAUAUUUGUGCUGAAUUAGAAGAAAAGUAUUUGCUUUGUUUCUUUGGUGAUCUUUGAAAGUGAGAUAUUUUUAAGAGUUCUGAUAAAAUUGUUUGAUAACGAAAGAAGUGUGUGUUCUAAGAGAUAAAAAGAAACAAAAUAAAAACAAACAAAAAAUGGGUCGACAAUUUGAAUAUAACCGAUUCAGCAACGAUGAGGAUAUCAAACAGGAAGUUGGUGGUGCCAGUGAUUGUAAACAAAAAGAGUUCAUGCAGAAGAGUCAGAGCCCUCAGACAAACAAGAAGUCAAAAACGCUAAAAAAAUACGACACGCGUAUUUGUCCACCAUAUUCCGAGCUGUAUCCUGAAAACGAUAAUAUUCCAUUAAAGGACGAAACAACGACAACAAAAAGGACAACAACUAAAUCGACAAGAAAAAGUGUUGAAAUCGCCAUCAAGACAUACCAUCAACUGUCUAAAUUUUUAAUACAAAGCCAAAAUAACGAAGACAUCAUAACGAGUGACACUUCCACCGCCACUACGGAAUCCUCUAAAACUCUAGAAAAGGACGAUUGUGAGAUGAUUGCUUUGGCAGCUUCAGUUCCAAAAAAACCAAAAGUCUAUGAUUGUAUGAGGGAUUUUUUGAGGAAAAAAUUCUUCCAUCAUGCUGUCGUCUCUGUCUCUGAGGAAGAAUCAUCUGAAGAAGCUGUUGAGUAUGACGAUGAGGUGGAUUAUCUAACGAUGAUGGAGGAUUCCUAUGACAUAAAGGAUGUUGACGAUGAUUUUGUAGAUGAUGACGAUGAGUGUUUGCUUGUUGUGACAUCGAAUCAUCAGCAUCAGACGAGGUCGAAGUGCAUUCGUCUGGUUGAAGGAGGAUGUUGGCCUAAAAAUGAAUUUUACCUUGAAGAUGGUGAUGAUGAAGUUGAUUCGGAUGUGGGGAUUAAGGAUUGUUGUCAGCUGUUGGGAGGUUCACCGAAAGCAGAAAAGAAUACUAAAAGUCCUAAAAGAAAACUGAGUGAGUUACAAUCUGAGUUACGGGAUGUGCCUUGGUUUCAGCCAAAUAUUUCGGGCAAAGCUGCAGCUGAAAAAUUGAGCAAGGAAGAUCCUGGAGCGUUUAUUAUUCGUCAGAGUUCCAGUGUCAAGCCAGGCAAUUAUAUACUUUCCCUUCGAAUGGAAACAAAAGUGAAAAAGUUCAUAAUUCUUGGUUCACCAAGAUGCUACAAAAUUAAGGGAGCAAAAAAGGAAUUUUCAUCUCUCAAAGCUUUGGUUACUCAUCAUUCUGUUAUGGCAGAACAGUUGCCAGUGACACUAUCACUUCCACGAACAACAGUUGAUGAGAAAUUUUCACAUCGUUACAUCGAUGAUUUUGAUACAUUUGAAUCAUUGCAAAUUUUGGGAAUAUUGAAAUUUUUACAAUCGAAAAAUUUGGAGUUUUCUUGAGGAGAAAAAGAAGAAGAGUAUUUGUGAAGUGCGUUUGAAAAUGGAAAACGCUAUUAACUACUUAAAAAGCGCUAAGAGGCUGCCGACUUGUCACAAAGGGAUUUUACAAAAAUGAUCCUGUGCACAACAUUCCAAUAAUAAAAUUAAUGCGAAAAAUUAGGAAAAAUUAAAAAAAAAAAAAUCCCAAAGUGCUUGGAAUAAUAAAAUUGGCAAUGAGAUACAUAGAAAAUAUAUCUAAAGCAAUUAAUUGAGAGCCACAGAAUUAUUGAUUGGCAAACUUUUUUUGAGCUUGAAGUUUUUGAAUGAAAUUUGUGUAAAAUUAAAAUCAGUGCAUAAUAAUAAUUUGAAAUAC
Messenger RNA from Episyrphus balteatus (marmalade hoverfly), 2426 nucleotides. RefSeq lists its product as uncharacterized. The transcript has 5 exons. The record is from RefSeq and is a predicted model, not a curated record. Lineage: Eukaryota; Metazoa; Arthropoda; Insecta; Diptera; Syrphidae. The coding region runs from base 812 to 2074 and encodes 420 amino acids.